AUGAACAACAGAGAAGGAAAACCAGAGUCUGGAGUGAGCAGUCUAAACUCAGGAACUCCACUGGCCAUUCCAACACCGCAACCAAUAUCACCUCAACAUGGAAUCGGACCCCAGCAACAACAACAACAAUACGUGAAAAAUCAGUAUUACCAAGCCAAUCCCAACUACUAUCAACAACUACCACCUCCGGGAAUGCAACCUCAAGUUUUUCCCCAAGGAAACCCAGGUCCAGGUCCCGGGCCAGGUCCCAACCAAGGCAUCUUUCAAAAUCAAGGACCAGAAACUACAAGAGCUACUGCAACUUAUCCUCGUAAAAGAGCCUUGACGGCAUGUGAUACUUGUCGAUUAAAGAAAAUCAAGUGUGACAAUGUUCGUCCUCGAUGUGGAUCAUGUACUAAGAAUGGGAAUAUGAAUUGUCACUAUAGAACUGAUGACCAACAAAAGGAUUAUUCCAGCUAUGAUCCUGCUUCAUUAAACAUUCUAUCCAAGUUAGAUGUAAUGUUGAAGGAUAUUAAGGACAUAAAGUCGAACAUGGGAAUCGAAAAAUCUGACCAUGAAAAACGAUUUCAAUUUGACAAAUGCAUAUGGGAUAUGUCUUUAACGUCAAUUUUCAAAUGGAGCUCAUUUAUGAAAACAUUGAAAAACACACCCAGUGAAGCUGAACAUAUCCAGAAAACCUUGAUUAACCACUAUGAUGACAAUUCAUUCACCAGCUUGGGACGCACCGACUCAUUAAUAGAAAGGGUUCAGAACACUAGACUAUUGGAUAAGUUUUUGUACAACAAUUUUUCCACCAUUAUCAACUCAUUCUUUGUGAAUUGUUAUUCAAAAAUUCCUGUUUUGGACACGUUCGAGUUCUUUGAUACACUUGAAAAGUAUCAGCUCAUAAGUGCAGAAAUGCCAGAAUUUUCAUUUGUAACACUUAUAGAACUUUGUGAUAUUACUGAUGAGACGGUAUUGCCGGCCAAAGUGGAAGAAAUCUACAAGAAGCAAAAUAUUGAGAUUAACGACGACAGCAUUGAACUGUUUUACAAAUUAAUCCACUCAAUUCCACUUAUUAUUUUAAUAUGUGCCAUUGGUGUUAUAAGCACCCCCAUCCAACUUGAGAACCUAAGCCUGUUUUCCGAUUCCCUCGAGGAAGCUAGAUCCAUAGACCUUGGUUGCCUUGGCGGUCCUGAUGUAUUCAAGGACUUGCCUGAGAGCUUUCCUCGAGAUAGAGUACGCAUUGCCGUCAAAUUAUUGAACUAUUCGCAGUUGUUAAUUAUUGGAUUUCCCUUUUUACUCGAGAGUAAUACUUUAACGUCCGUAGAGUUUUACUUGUUGCUCAAUCAAUUCUAUCUUUACGGAAUGUCACCCUUAUUGGCACACAGAACAAUCAACACUGCCAACCAGCACAUGAUGUAUUUGCUUAGAAAAACCAACUUGAACGAAGUCAGUGCUAGACAGAGAGAAACAAUCGGCCGGUUGUUCUGGAGUGGGCUCAAGUUAGAAUGCGAGUUGAAUGUAGAAUUAUCACCGUUUGUACCAUUAUCAGGAAUAACUCAAAUGGAACCACCAAUCUCAUUCCCUAGAAUACCUGAUCAGGCUUCGAUUAUAUCCAAAUCGAAAUAUAGUGAUUCCGUGAUUAAAUUAGCCCAGAAGUACGAUGAUGAGUAUACUUGGUAUUACUUUCUUACUGAAGUUGCCGUAAGGAAAGUCGAUAAUAAAAUGUGUGAUGAGAUUUACUCAUUUGAGAAUAGCUUGAAACAUUCAUGGGAUCUGGAGGAUUUUUCCGAGAAUUCUGUGUGGCAUCUUUUCAUAAAGUAUUUGAAUCAGUACAAUGGGAUUAUCAAUUCGUUGUCACCGGAAAUCAGAAGUCUUGUGCUUCAAGAAAGCAACGUUGACCAAAUCUAUCGCCGGAUUAAGAAAAAGUAUGACAAGAAGAAUGAUAUAAAGAUGGAGCCUUUCGCUAGUGUUGCUGGAGACAUCUUUGACAACUUGGACGAUUUCUUGAUUGAUGAUGACUUGCUUUAUCGAGUUCAAUCCGAAUCCAUCAUGUAUAUCAAAACCAGGGUGAUUACAUCGAAAUUGUUAUUGUUUAGACCGUUGAUUUAUUUGCUACUUGAAGGCAAGAUCCCGUUUGUUGAUUUGUUAGAGGCUACCAUGGCGGUAGCAGAAGCCAAUAUGCGUGAAGCUUCAGUAUUGAGCAAUUUCACAUCGACUGAAUCUCCUGACUCAACUAUAUCAUCACAAGACAUGAGAGCCGAAUACGAUAUUGGAAUCGACUAUCUUAACAUCAUCAAAGCUCCCCAAUUCUACCAGAAACAAUUCCCGGAAGAAGACUUUUCCAAUUUGAUUGAAUACUCCCCCAAGAAUGACGAAGAUGAUGAUGCUGUGUUUACCAUUAAAGAUAUGCACCAAGCCAAAGCCAAGAUCCUUCGUAUUUUCAUCCAGAAUCUUAUCUCGUUGCCCAAGUUAAGUAUCCCUAAGUUGGGAGCACAUAGACACCCGGGCCUGUGGUACUACUUGCGUAACUCGUUCAUUGGUAAUGUAUUCCAGUUCUUGAUGUAUAAGAAGAUCCAUGGGAUGAUUGAAACUGCUGCUGGCGAUGACCAAUUCAAAGCUUACCUUGCCCAGAAGCAACAGAAUCUGAAGGACAGUCCUGGAGGUUCCGAGGUUAAAUCGUUGGAGGAAAUAAAUGCCUUGGUUAAUAUUGUUUUGAGUAAGCAAGGGAUCUUGGCUGCAUUUGAGCAUUCGAAUAUUCUCUUUGAGUAUUGGAAGGACGAGGUUAAAGACUGUGAGAUUUAUCAAGCAUACAUAAGAAGGAUUUUGGAACUUAUGUGAAUGGUGGAAGGUAUUAGUUAGAAUGUAGAUUAAUAUGUUCUCUUUGUUUUAUUCACAUUGUAUUAUUAUUUUAGGGUUGAAUGUGCUUGUAUUAUGAAAUAAGAAUUUAUUAUAUUGGUGCCCGGCUCGUGAUUGGCUGAUUGCGAAUUGAGGCUUGAAUAACAGUUAGAUUAUAGAGUAUACAAACUACAACGGAUCAUACAUACACCAAAGA
This is a messenger RNA of Spathaspora passalidarum NRRL Y-27907, 3037 nucleotides long. It is a transcript of the gene ZCF27, whose product is annotated as Zcf27p. NCBI's taxonomy places the organism in Eukaryota, Fungi, Ascomycota, Pichiomycetes, Serinales, Debaryomycetaceae. Gene Ontology annotation, molecular function: zinc ion binding; DNA-binding transcription factor activity, RNA polymerase II-specific. Gene Ontology annotation, biological process: regulation of DNA-templated transcription. The transcript has 2 exons. The record is from RefSeq and is a predicted model, not a curated record. The coding region runs from base 1 to 2823 and encodes 940 amino acids.